Molecule: messenger RNA, 1800 nt
Organism: Laetiporus sulphureus 93-53
Lineage: Eukaryota; Fungi; Basidiomycota; Agaricomycetes; Polyporales; Laetiporaceae
Product: MFS general substrate transporter
Exons: 26
Coding region: 1-1566 (521 amino acids)
Biological process (GO): tripeptide transport; transmembrane transport; dipeptide transport
Cellular component (GO): plasma membrane
Molecular function (GO): allantoate transmembrane transporter activity; dipeptide transmembrane transporter activity
Source: RefSeq, a predicted model, not a curated record
AUGCCUGACCCAUUGAGUUCUGCCUACAAGGAUGACUCGCUGUCCCCCGUCGCAUCGCUCGCGAAGGACGGAGAGCUAGAGAAGGCAGUUGAAGUUGAUACCUUCGCGGACGGCAAUGUCGGCCUCAAUGAAUUCGAGGCUGCAAAGAACGCUGGUGUGCGUGUCACCGCUGCCGAGAAUAAGAGGAUCGCGAUGAAGAUCGACAUAUGGAUCCUUCCCAUGUUGUGCAUCUCGCAAGCCCUCAGUAUCGUGGAUAAGACCGCGCUCAAUUACGGCAAUCUGUACGGUAUGAAGACCGACCUCGGUGUUACUGGUCAGCAAUUCGAUUGGUUCGCCAGCGCAUUCUACUUCGGAUAUCUCAUAGGGAAUUACCCUCAAGGCUGGUUGCUGCAGCACUACCAUUCCGGAAGAGUACUCGCCACAAUGACUGCCAUCUGGGGCGUUAUUGUUAUAUGCAUCGCUUCCGCUAAGUCAUUUGGUGGCGUUCUAGCUGCAUAUUUCUUCCUCGGUAUCAUCGAAUCGAUUGUUACGCCUGGGCUCACCCUCCUUACCGCGAUUUGGUAUGCUCAGCCUGAAGUACCUUUGCGCACCAUGAUAUGGUAUUCUUUCAACGGCUUCGCAGGCAUAUUCGGCGGAUUCCUCGCGUACGGCGUGGGACACAUCCGGCAUCCGUCUUUAGCCAGGUGGAAAUACAUCUUCCUAAUCCUGGGUGCGAUCAGUCUGGCAUACUCGUUUAUCCUCUGGUUUAUGAUGCCCGAUUCACCUGUCGGCGCACGCUUUCUCACGAAGGAUGAGAAACUCAAAGCCGUAAAGCGUGUUGCUGAAGCGAAGAAUGGUAUGAAGAACAUCGAGUUCAAGACCUAUCAAAUUAAGCAAGCGAUACGUGACCCCAAGACCUGGCUUCUGUUCAUUGCGGCAAUUGCUGCACAAAUCCCAAACGGGAUUGUAUCCAAUUUUUCGACGAUUGUCAUCAAGGGUAUGGGCUUCACUACUUUGCAAACGACAUUGUUGGAUGUCGCAUCCUCUGGCGUGCAAAUUGCCAGUCUCCUCGUUGCAGGACUUAUCACCACUUACAUCAAGAACUCGCGUGUGGUCACUAUGGCUGCUGGAAACAUCACUUGCAUAAUCGCUGCAGCCUGCCUAACGUACUUACCGUCUGACCAGAAGUGGAAUCGUCUCGUGGCUUACUGGUUUACCUCGUUUCAGUCAGUUGGCUUCUCGCUGUCCUUAGUCAUGAUCUCGAACAACAUUGGCGGGUACACCAAGAGGACGUUUACCACGGCUCUUACCUUCGUCGGUUACUGUAUUGGCAAUAUCAUCGGACCUCACUUUCUUAUCUCGAGUGAGGCUCCCACGUAUCAUACUGGAACGAGGGCGAUGUUUAUUGGCUAUGUCAUUAAGACUGCCUCUCUCAUUCUACUUGGCCUCUACAUGUGGUACAGAAACGUGAAGAAAGACCGCGAAUACGGUAAGGUCUCGACUUAUGAAGACGAGCUGAAGGGUGAAGAGGCCGGCAUGCAUGAUCUCACAGAAUUUGAGAAUCCGUAUCAUCGAUACGUUCUUUGAACUGUUGAUGCCUCCACGCGUUCCAUUCAAUGCAUCAUGAUUCGUAGGAGAAGAUUCCGCGUGUUGUAAUGAAUUCAAUGUUCGCGAGUCAUUGCCUUGCCUUCACUAUUCCUCUCCCCCCCUCCCCAUAACUUCAUUUUCCUUUACAUAUCACUAGAGUUAGAAAUAGAAGUAGGAUCUCGUGUGUACCUGUGCCAUGGUGAUGCUACUGUCGACCUGGUUAAUAAGCGUUGC